This is a messenger RNA of Cucurbitaria berberidis CBS 394.84, 627 nucleotides long. RefSeq lists its product as uncharacterized. The record is from RefSeq and is a predicted model, not a curated record. The transcript has a single exon. Lineage: Eukaryota; Fungi; Ascomycota; Dothideomycetes; Pleosporales; Cucurbitariaceae. The annotation marks the transcript as partial.
AACUUCAGCUCAUCUCUCUUCCCUCCGGACUUGUUCUACAUCGGGGACUGCUGGCCUAAAGCCAGUGUCAACAUGGUGUCCAAGAAAGUGACGCAAAUGCACUUUAGCCAAGAAGGUGGACGAAUCACCGGGUUCACCUGGGAUUGCGAUUCUGGGACUGGGAAACUGUACUUCGAGAGAUCUGCUGCCGCCGAACUCCAAGGCCUUGCGAAGCCCAUCUCUCCAUUGCUUCGGCUCCCCGGAGAGCUCAGGAAUAAGAUCUAUGGCUACUUGUUCAUAGACGAAGUGUUGGAACUGGGAGCUCACGGCGAUGGCAUCCAAUUCAUACAUCGACGAGAAGAUCUAGCUAGUGGGCAGACAGUCCAUACACUCGCAAGUGUGUGCCAGCAGUUACAUCAGGAAACCCACGGUCUGCCUUUAACUACAGCCCGACUUGUUACCACUCGCCGGGACUUCCUCAAGCUCCUUGAUCGCAAAGACGAUCUCAUAAACUGCCGAAUGCGACAAGUCCGAAUCGUGAGCGGCUUCGAGAACUUGGUGAAGAGUCGAAACAUAGCCAGCAUGUCCCCCAUCAUCGACUUCUGCCGUGAACAUCCACACGUGGAGGUUCGCAUCACGAUUGGCGAC